Echinops telfairi (small Madagascar hedgehog) is the source of this 498-nucleotide messenger RNA. It is a transcript of the gene MIXL1, whose product is annotated as Mix paired-like homeobox. The transcript has 3 exons. Gene Ontology annotation, biological process: hematopoietic progenitor cell differentiation; regulation of transcription by RNA polymerase II; endoderm formation. The record is from RefSeq and is a predicted model, not a curated record. NCBI's taxonomy places the organism in Eukaryota, Metazoa, Chordata, Mammalia, Afrosoricida, Tenrecidae. Gene Ontology annotation, molecular function: DNA-binding transcription activator activity, RNA polymerase II-specific; RNA polymerase II cis-regulatory region sequence-specific DNA binding. The coding region runs from base 1 to 498 and encodes 165 amino acids.
AUGGCCACAGCAGAAUCCAACCAGUUCCACCGGGCCGCCUCGUCGGGGUCGCAGCGCCGCAAGCGCACGUCGUUCAGCGCCGAGCAGCUGCAGCUGCUGGAGCUGGUCUUCCGCCGGACCAAGUACCCCGACAUUCAUCUGCGCGAGCGCAUGGCUGCACUGACCCUGCUCCCCGAAUCCAGGAUCCAGGUGUGGUUCCAGAACAGGCGUGCCAAGUCAAGGCGUCAGAGUGGGAAAUCCUUUCAGCCCUCAGCCAGGCCAGAGCUUUUCCUCAACCACUCUGCUCCUGGAACAGAUGUGAAAUGUUUGAAGCCCCAGCUGCCUCUCCAGGUGGAUGUGAACUGCCUACUUGAUCCCAACAGGCAUGGAGCAGACUUCUCUCAUCCUAGCUCCCAAGGCCAGCAGAGUUUUGACACCUAUUCCUCUCUCCCAGAAGACAUUGAUUCAAAGCGGGGCUCAUGGGAGGGACACAUCUUUUCUGCCUUUGGUAAUUCUUGA